AUGGAAGGUGAAGCAAGUUUUUCCCACAUAACUCUUCCAAUCUUUGAUGGAGAGAAUUAUGAUCUUUGGGAAGUGAAAAUGCAAUCCUACAUGGAGUCUUUGGAUUUGUGGGAUGCUGUGGAAGAGGAUUAUGAAAUAUAUCCGAUGCCUGAAAAUCUCACCAUGGCCCAAAUUAAAAAUCACAAGGAAAGAAAGAUGAAGAAGGCAAAGGUGAGGUCAUAUUUGUUCACUGGUAUUUCACAAAUGAUAUUCAUCAGAAUCAUGACUCUUAAAUCACCCAAAGCAAUUUGGGAUUAUCUGAAAGAGGAAUACGCAGUAGAUGAUAGAAUACGAAGCAUGCAAGUGUUGAAUUUAAGGAAAAAAUUUGAGCUUCAAAGGAUGGAAGAGUCAGAGACAAUCAAAGAAUACUCAAACAAAUUGUUGGGUAUUGCCAACAAGAUAAAGUUGUUGGAAGUGAUUUUGCUGAUUCGAGAAUUGUAG
Messenger RNA from Glycine soja, 480 nucleotides. RefSeq lists its product as uncharacterized. Lineage: Eukaryota; Viridiplantae; Streptophyta; Magnoliopsida; Fabales; Fabaceae. The transcript has a single exon. The coding region runs from base 1 to 480 and encodes 159 amino acids. The record is from RefSeq and is a predicted model, not a curated record.